Messenger RNA from Penicillium waksmanii, 1575 nucleotides. RefSeq lists its product as uncharacterized. Lineage: Eukaryota; Fungi; Ascomycota; Eurotiomycetes; Eurotiales; Aspergillaceae. The record is from RefSeq and is a predicted model, not a curated record. The coding region runs from base 1 to 1575 and encodes 524 amino acids. Gene Ontology annotation, cellular component: glycosylphosphatidylinositol-mannosyltransferase I complex; endoplasmic reticulum membrane. Gene Ontology annotation, molecular function: mannosyltransferase activity. The transcript has 5 exons. Gene Ontology annotation, biological process: GPI anchor biosynthetic process; protein processing.
AUGAAACGGAGAAUCACCCUUAUUCAGCCCUUGGGCGCCCCGUUCGAGCCAGAUCAGGCAGUUCUAUCAUCUAGAAACCUCGCCAUUCGCGACCUGGACGCCGCGCGCCAUGAUCGCAUCACACUGGGUCUCGACGACCUUCCCGAGGAGCUCCGGACUGCUCUCGAAAGUUCUCAUGAGCUUCACCUCCGCUGGGCGGCGGAGGAGCCCUUCGACGCCAUCGCGCCCUUCUCCAGCAGAGUCUCGCCCGGUCUCCAUGUGCAUUAUACCCCUCUGGUUUCUGAUCAGCCUUCCGACGCGCUAUGCUCAGUGCUCCGCACCGUGUUCGGGGCGGAUGAGGAGGAUCGAAACGGGGUAGACUGCACGAGCCCCGAGAAGACUUUCACCACGCCCCCACUUCGUUCGACGCAAUUUGCGACAUCGACCUCCCUCCAGUACUACACGCGCCUCCCCUCUCUCCAAACCCUAGUCGGCUUCAUUCGGCGCACAAUCUGUCAUCAACGCCAGGGCGGUUCAAAAUGCCAUUCUCAUGCCGACACUCUUCUCACGGCCGAUUCCGUCGAUGUUGACUAUGACAGCACAUCGCAUACUUUAGCUAUAUCGGGGUUCUGGAGCUCCGCUCCUACUGGUGGCUGGAUCGAAGACAUUGGAAAGCUUGCUGCGGAUGACAAGAUUGAGAUCGGCCUUCUAGGAGUCGAGCCUGGAGCUACCCCUGAUGAGCUCAAGGCAGGCGGGUUAUUAGGCAGCAUUGGAGAAGAUAAAAAGCUCAUGCCGACGAUGUUCUACUUCCCUUCGCGUCAUCACUCGCUCGCCGAAGCCGACACAUACAGCAUCUCGUUCUCCCAGCCAACAGGGCUUCAUCCAGAGAUGUCAAUCUCCAUCCCGCACUCUGCUUUAAAACCACCCCCCGCACCCAAAGACUCCACAUGUGCACUGCACACAUAUCUCACCCUCCCAUCCUCAGUGUUCAUUGAUCAAUAUCAAGUUGGCACGAAUGACCCUCUUUUCCAUCAAGAACACAAUCUCGUCGCUGUGCGUGCAUUUUCCGGUGAAACAGACCUUGAAGCGCCAGAGUGGGCCGUAGAUCGCUGGGGCUCGAAUUGGCUCCUCGAGCUCGCGACGCCCUCCGGUGAUAGUGCUGAUCCCUCAUCAAACUGGACUUCAACGAUCCCUAUGCACCUCCGAUAUCUCGACCCUUCAGAGUCUGGAUAUCGAUCGGCAGCCGUGCCCUGGCCCGUCGUGUUUUGGGCGUGCAGCACGGAAGAAGAGGGGCAGACGGGUAAAAACCCCUUUGACCGAACCAAUUUAGGCUACGAUAAUCACUUCGGGCCGCGGACGAUAUUCUAUCAGCUCCAUCCUGCAUCGCAACAUCUCAUUGAGGAAUUGGAUGUCCCUGUGCUAAAGCUGAAAGAUGGCGAAGGUCUCUUCCAGGCUCGGAACAUCGAGCUGGGAACAAGUGUCGCCAUUGUUCUUGGUUUCUUAUGGAUAAUCUGGCGCUUGGCUCGUGUCAUGUGGGAGAGUGGUCUCGGGGCUAACGAGGUGAAGCGGCCCGAGACGCAUGAGAAGAAGGAAUAA